AUGAGGGUCGGGCGGUCUCUCUUCAGCGGAUCCCUGGAUGAUGAAGCUUUCUACACGGAUUUGGCCAGCGUAUCUAUCCUCUCCCAGCCCUGGUCGGCAUUCUGCUCUUAUGAGUCCGUUGGUUCCGCCUCACGCUUCACACCAUCAGCUCAAUUUCAGUGCGCUGCACCAUCUGCGUCCUGCGUCGCAUUGCACUCCAGCACCAGCCCCUUCUGCCAGACUUGGCUUGGCGACGGGAUUGACUGUCUCAUUACCGAAUCCUGGGAUUUUUAUUGCACCCGACUUGGUCUCCAACUCAAUUACACCAUCCACAUCCUUUCACAACUCAUCGGUCGUCAACGAAGCCGCGUCAGCCCCCCUAAUUGA
Molecule: messenger RNA, 366 nt
Organism: Dibothriocephalus latus
Lineage: Eukaryota; Metazoa; Platyhelminthes; Cestoda; Diphyllobothriidea; Diphyllobothriidae
Source: the annotation of a GenBank genome assembly